Molecule: messenger RNA, 1786 nt
Organism: Rhincodon typus (whale shark)
Lineage: Eukaryota; Metazoa; Chordata; Chondrichthyes; Orectolobiformes; Rhincodontidae
Product: macrophage mannose receptor 1-like
Exons: 7
Coding region: 126-1469 (447 amino acids)
Source: RefSeq, a predicted model, not a curated record
AAAAGCCUGUGUAUGCCAUUCCCAACAAGAGCAAACAGGCUUCUCAAGUGAGCAGCCAGAAGACGAGAAGUUCGUUGGAUGUCAUAAAUAAAAGGCAUUUUAAACAAACUCGGUUCCAGCCCAUCAUGACCGUGGACAGGAUUUACUUCCUCAUCGAGGACGAGAAGACCUGGACGAAGGCCUGGAACCACUGCCGCAGCCAGUACACCAACCUGGUGAGCGUGAGGAAUGCAGAGGAUGCUCGGAUCAUCGCGUCGCUGCCGCACGAGCCCCAGUGGAUCGGGCUCUACAACGACGGGCUCUCUGGGUGGAUGUGGGCUAAUGGAGACAAGGUCAGCUACACCAAAUGGGCCCUCUGGCACCCCUACACCUUCAACGCCACCCUGCCCAUGUGUGGCGCCAUACUCGACGGUGAAUGGCAUGAAGCAGACUGCGAUUUCCCGUUUGCCUUCAUCUGCUACAAAGACCUGAAAACCAAGGGGGAGAUCAGGCCUGCGAAAGUCAGACAGCCUGCAAAACUGAGACAGCCCGCGAACGGUGAAAUCCCUUCCGCUCCGAAAAAGGUCACAAACCACAGUGCUGCUGCGAAUGCCGGAGCUGGCUCCAAGAGGAUGUACCACAAGAUCCAGCUGGAGAUGACCUGGUCAGAUGCUCGCGAUUACUGCCAGCUCCAUCACACGGGGCUGCUGAGUAUUCGCAGCAAACAGGAGAAUGCAGCUGCCAGUAGCCUGUACGAGGACAUCAAGCUGGGCUGGUGCGGCCUGUACAAUGACCAGAAGACAAGCUCUGGCUGGAAGUGGGUGAACGGUGACCCCGUCAGCUACACCAACUGGAAGCCGGGGAACCCUUACCGCUACAACAUCAUGGCCCCGGUCUGCGUCUACGUCCAGGAGGGCAAAUGGAGUGAUGCCCCCUGCCGCUUCCUGUUCCCCUUCGUGUGUUACACCGAGCUUGCAGAACACGCCGGUGAGCAGACAUCCAGGCCUCAGUUAGUCUCUGAAAAACCUUCUGCCAACGAUGGUGACGAGAAGCAGCCACACAGAGUCUUGGAAAAGGGUUUGGCUGCCAGUGGAAUCCAGGAUGUGAACUUCCCCAAGCGGAACUACAUCCUUGUCAAGAAAGAGAAAACGUGGAGUGAGGCGCAGGAUUACUGCCGGGCCCAGCACACUGACCUGCUCAGCGUGCAGCACAUGUCAGAGAACCGCAAAGUCGCCAAGCUCCUCAAGGUGGACCUGGCCGCCUGGAUUGGCCUGUUCAACGAACACCAGUCUGAGUACGGCUGGAUGUGGACCAACGGGGAACCAGCCACCUUCUUCAAUUGGGACUCCUUCUACCCCAUGGAAUUCACUGCGAUGCCCGUCUGUGUUAUCAUGGUCAACGAGCACUGGAAGGACGUGCCUUGCGAUUAUAAGUUUGCUUUCAUCUGUUACUCUGAGAACGCUGCAUCCAGCACGCCCCCGAGUGGCUGAAUGAGUUGAGCGAGCUGGGGGGAUAGCCCUCAGAACCCCUCUCCUGCGUUCGAGAAGAGAUCGGGCCAGCUCCCAGCUUCCUCCCCACCUCCCUCGACAUUUCUGAAACGGAACUCAGGAGUUGCAGCGUCGGAUUCCAGCAACUUUUGCAGCCGGAUUCAUGUCAAACGAAUCGCGAUCAACCCUCCAGCAACGUCCCACCUUUAUGCAGAAACAGGCCACCCGGCCCAUCUAUUCGGUGCUGGUCUUUGCCUCUCGCGUGACCCCCACCCCCUUUCCGUCCUCGCUCACACAUUUUGCUGGCUGGGCCAGUAUUG